GAAACCAUCAGGUCAACAACAUGCGGAUUCAAUGUCAAAGACACACCGUGUGCUGCACAUCAUGAAAUCGCUUCAUUAAUGUAGAUCUUUUAUACAGAUAUCGUGUCUUUUGAGGCUCCUUGCUUGCUUGGUCAUCAUGGCAACGUGUGGAGGAUGCCGGUUCUUUUUCCGGACUCUAAGGACUCUGUGUAGACCACCCAGUGCUCUGCCUUUAACUAAGCACAUGACUUUGUCCACCUCUACAAGGCCUUACUCUCUGGACUCAUUCUCCUCUGGGUCGAGGAUGCCAACAUCUCAGUCUGGCAAAGCAGAGCGAAUCUCUCCAUCUUCUGGUUCCGUUCAAAGGAACCUCUCUGUCGUCGCUGUGCCCUUGAAGGGUCAGUUCCGCCCACUCUGCCGGUACGACCCUUUAGAUCUGGGUGACAUGGAUGAGAACACACAAAAAGCGCUGGCCUGCAAAAGCAUGAGGCGGUUUAUUGUGGACCCUGCCCUUGCGAGAAUUGUGACCGACCACCUCGCAGGAGACAUUGAAGAUGGGAAAGCUGUUAUAUUUGAGUGCAACCCAGGUCCUGGAGUGUUGACACGUGCUCUACUGAAUCGUGGUGCUCAGAGAGUGGUUGCACUGGAGAGUGAAGCGUACUUCCUUCCGGAGCUGCAGGAUCUGGAGAGCAAGCUAGAUGGGCAGUUGGAUGUGGUUCAUUGUGACUUCUUCAAACUAGAUCCCAUCGGCCACGGUAGCAUGAAACCACCUGCCAUGUACUCCAAGAAGCUCUUCUCUAAUCUUGGCAUCCCUGAGGCACAUUGGUCAGCAGAUGUCCCAGUGAAGGUGGUGGGAAUCUUCUCUCAGAGGAACGAGAGGAGUCUGCUAUGGAAGCUCAUCUAUUGCCUGUUUGAACGCCUUUCUAUUUUUCACUAUGGACGUGUGGAGCUGAUCAUGUUCAUCAGCAAAAAAGAAUACACGAAACUGGUGACCCGUCCAAGAGAUUAUAAGAACUACCAAGCUUUUAGUGUUCUCUGGCAGAUGGCCUGUGAUAUUGAGUUACUGCACGAGGAGCCGUUGUCGUCCUUUUUGACAACCAAGAGGAAUGGAAAGUCAUCCACAAAGAGCACAGUUGAUAACCUCUGCUUGGUGCGCAUAACCCCACGUGAGGACUUGUUUUCCUCCCUUCUCUCUCCCUUAAAUGGCAGCACUCUGGUCAUAAUGGUGAAACAAUGCCUUGCCAAAAGGAAAAGCAGGCUGAUUGAACAAAUUAAUUCAUGGAGUCCUGGCAGUGGGCCAGACCUAAUUUCAAAGCUUGGCUUCUUUAAUGACACUCUGACCGGCGACGUUUACCCAGAUGAGUACAAGCGCCUGUUUGAGUUAAUGGAGCAGUCAGGAAACUUCGCUGAGAGCUGGCUUUACGAAGAGACCUUGGAAACCAAGAACACUGGCCGCGGGUAACAUGGCCUGGGACAUAUUACCCGCAGAACUAAUCAUGGACGAAAAACAACUGCUUGAUAAGCAACAGACUGUAUUGCUUAAAAAGAGACUCAGAUUUUAUAUGAGGACAAACUCUCUUGGUUAAUGAUGCAAAUAAUUAGACUAACAUGUCUAUUAAGUAGUUUUGCCAUGAAACGCGUUAAAUAGCUAUUGUAUGUGUGUGUGCUAAAAGUGCACCAAAACUCUGCGUUAUAGCUUAAUAAUCACUGGAAAAUAUUGCAUUUUCAUUAUAGAAGAAAUAGCCAUUUGUAUUCCUAUAAAUUAGGAUUUCCAACUCGAUUAUUAUGUGAAAUUUCAAACUACCCUAUUUGAAAUGUUUUUUUUUUUUUUUUUUUCUUUCAUAUUGAUGUUUUGAAUGGUUGCUGUAUUUAAAUAUAUAUAUAUAUAUAUGUAUUUUUAAUAAAAUAACUAAGAGAAAUUCAUUGCUCGGAUUUGAAGUAAAGAAUUCA
Messenger RNA from Xyrauchen texanus (razorback sucker), 1929 nucleotides. RefSeq names its product dimethyladenosine transferase 2, mitochondrial-like. The transcript has 9 exons. Gene Ontology annotation, cellular component: mitochondrial matrix. Lineage: Eukaryota; Metazoa; Chordata; Actinopteri; Cypriniformes; Catostomidae. Bases 137 to 1441 code for a protein of 434 amino acids. The record is from RefSeq and is a predicted model, not a curated record. Gene Ontology annotation, biological process: rRNA methylation; transcription initiation at mitochondrial promoter. Gene Ontology annotation, molecular function: rRNA (adenine-N6,N6-)-dimethyltransferase activity; mitochondrial transcription factor activity.